UUAUUCCUUUUGCCCUUUCCGCUUUCCCUUUUCAUUUUUCAAAACCCACAUUUCCUCCCACCACCUUCAAACAACGUCGUCCGAGCUGGAGACCGAUUCAACUCUUCAUCGACUCGGCCUUCUAGGGUUUCCUAUGAACUGAUUGAUUUCCCAAAUCUGAAAAUGUCUCGAGUUGAGCAGCGAUGGGAGCAUCUAGUCCGUGCCGUAUUGAGCAGGGAGAGGAUGGGGGCUGAUGCGUAUGGCCGGCAUGCUACUGGAAUUGCUGGAAAUGUUCCUUCCUCACUUGCAAACAAUAGGGAUAUUGAUGAAAUUCUGAGAGCUGCUGAUGAAAUCCAAGCCGAAGAUCCCAAUAUCUCCAGAAUCUUAUGUGAGCAUGCUUAUUCUCUGGCUCAGAAUCUGGAUCCCAAUAGUGAAGGAAGGGGAGUUUUACAGUUCAAGACUGGAUUGAUGUCUGUCAUUAAGCAAAAGCUAGCAAAGAAGGAAAGUGGAACCAUAGAUAGAAGCCAGGACAUUGCUCGCUUGCAAGAGUUCUACAAACUGUACAGACAGAAGAAUAAUGUAGAAAAGCUGCGGGAGGAAGAAAUGAAGUUGAGGGAGUCUAGUGCUUUCAGCGGGAACCUGGGCGAGUUAGAGAAAACAACAGUGAAGCGGAAAAGAGUUUUUGCAACUCUAAGAGUUUUAGGGAUAGUUUUGGAGCAGCUGACUGAGGAAAUUCCUGAAGAGUUGAAACGGGUAAUGGAAUCAGAUGCGGCAAUGACCGAGGACCUAAUUGCCUACAAUAUUAUUCCUCUGGAUGCUCCCAACAUUACAAAUUCUAUUGUUUCUUUGCCUGAGGUACAAGCAGCAGUGUCAGCGUUAAAGUACUUCAGUAACCUACCAAAAUUGCCAUCAGAUUUUCCAAUCCCUGCUACAAGAGAUCCAGACAUGUUUGAUUUUCUGCAUUAUACUUUUGGAUUUCAGAAAGAUAAUGUCUCUAACCAGCGCGAACAUAUUGUUCACCUUCUCGCAAAUGAGCAAUCUCGGCUUCGUAUUCCUGAAGUAAUUGAAGCUAAAUUGGACGAGGCUGCAGCACAAAGUGUAUUUCUGAAGUCCCUCGAGAACUAUAUUAAAUGGUGUGACUACUUAUGCAUUCAGCCAGUUUGGAGCAAUUUGGAGGCAGUUACCAAGGAAAAAAAAUUGCUAUUUGUUUCUCUGUACUUUCUGAUCUGGGGUGAAUCAGGCAAUAUUAGAUUCCUUCCUGAAUGCUUGUGCUACAUAUUUCAUCAUAUGGUAAGGGAAAUGGAUGAAAUUCUAAGGCAGCAGAUUGCACAGCCAGCAAACAGUUGUACUUCUGACAAAGAAGUUUCUUUUCUUGACCAAGUUAUCUAUCCUCUCUAUGAGGUUGUGGCUGCGGAAGCUGCAAACAAUGAUAAUGGAAAAGCACCACAUUCUGCCUGGCGCAAUUAUGAUGAUUUCAAUGAGUACUUCUGGUCACUUCAUUGCUUUGAACUUAGUUGGCCGUGGCGCAGAGUGUCAUCUUUUUUUCAAAAGCCAGUACGAAGGUCAAAGAAUAUACUUAAAUCUGGCAGAAGUCAACAUCGAGGAAAAACUUCAUUUGUUGAGCACAGGACAUUUCUCCAUCUAUACCAUAGUUUCCACCGUCUUUGGAUAUUCCUUGUGAUGAUGUUUCAGGGAUUGACCAUAAUUGCAUUCAAUAAUGGAAAGCUUGAUUCGAAGUGUAUUCGGGAAGUUCUCAGCCUUGGUCCAACAUUUGUGGCAAUGAAAUUUCUUGAGAGUGUUCUUGACAUACGCAUGAUGUAUGGUGCAUAUUCUACAACAAGGCGCCUAGCAGUUUCUCGAAUUUUUCUCCGAUUUGUUUGGUUUAGCGCUGCAUCAGUGGUCAUAACUUUUCUUUAUGUGAAAGCUCUCCAGGAAGAGAGUAAACCAAAUGGAAACUCAGUUAUUUAUAGACUGUAUGUGAUCAUUAUAGGCACAUAUGCUGGUAUCCAGUUCUUCAUUAGCUUUUUUAUGAGAAUACCAGCCUGCCACAAUCUGACUAAUCAAUGUGAUCGCUUUCCUCUGAUUCGUUUUUUCAAGUGGAUGCGCCAGGAACGGCAUUAUGUUGGACGUGGGAUGUAUGAGAGGACCACUGAUUUUAUCAAGUAUAUGCUUUUCUGGCUUGUGAUUUUGAGUGGAAAAUUUUCAUUUGCUUAUUUUCUUCAGAUCAAGCCAUUAGUGAAACCAACUAAGACAAUUGUGACAAUGUCUCCUAUACGCUAUACUUGGCAUGACUUAGUUUCUGAAAACAAUCAUAAUGCCUUGACAAUUGCUAGUUUAUGGGCUCCUGUGAUACUUAUUUAUCUUUUAGAUAUCCAUGUAUUUUACACCAUUAUAUCUGGUGUGUGGGGAUUCUUGCUUGGAGCAAGAGAUCGACUUGGAGAGAUUAGAUCACUGGAAGCACUUCAUCAACUUUUUGAGCAAUUUCCUGGAGCUUUUAUGAACAAUCUUCAUGUGCCUCUUCCUGACAGGACUUCCCAACAGCCUUCCAGUGAGGACCUUGAGAAGAACAAGGUUGAUGCUGGUAGAUUCUCUCCGUUUUGGAAUGAGAUUAUAAGAAAUUUGAGGGAAGAAGAUUAUAUCACCAACUUAGAAAUGGAGUUGCUUGCCAUGCCUAAAAACUCUGGAAAUCUUCCCUUGGUUCAGUGGCCCCUUUUUCUUCUCUCUAGCAAGAUAUUUGUGGCCAAGGAUAUUGCUGUUGAGAGCAGAGAUUCACAAGAUGAACUUUGGGAGAGAAUUUCAAGAGAUGACUAUAUGAAGUAUGCCGUCCAGGAGUGCUUCCACAUCAUUAAGCUAAUCUUAGAUGAAAUAUUGGAAGGCGAAGGAGGGAAGUGGAUUGAACAGGUGUACAAGGAUAUUCAUGCAAGCAUAGAGAAGAAGACUGUUCAUGUUGAUUAUCAACUGACUAAGCUGCCACUUGUGAUAUCAAGAGUUACUGCAUUAAUGGGAAUUCUGAAAGAAGGGGGAACACCUGAACUGGAGAAAGGUGCAGUUAAGGCUGUUCAAGAUCUUUAUGAUGUUGUGCACCAUGACAUCCUUUCUAUGGACCUGAGGGGAAACUAUGAGACAUGGAAAUUGUUGUUAAAUGCAAGGACAGAAGGUCGUCUGUUUGCAAAGUUGAAGUGGCCUAAGGACCCUGAGUUGAGAUCGCAAGUCAAAAGAUUGUAUUCACUGUUAACCAUUAAAGAUUCGGCUGCCAAUGUACCUAAAAAUCUGGAGGCAAGACGCAGGCUCGAGUUCUUCACAAAUUCCCUUUUUAUGGAGAUGCCUGCAGCAAAGCCAGUCCGUGAGAUGUUAUCGUUCAGUGUGUUUACUCCAUACUAUGCUGAGAUUGUGCUGUAUAGUAUGGCUGAGCUCCAGAAGAAAAAUGAGGAUGGAAUAUCAAUAUUAUUUUACCUUCAAAAAAUUUAUCCAGAUGAGUGGAAGAACUUUCUUGCCCGAAUUGGCCGUGACGAAAAUGCUCUUGACUCUGAACUCUUUGACAAUUCCACUGAUAUCCUUGAGCUUCGUUUUUGGGCCUCUUACCGAGGUCAAACAUUAGCCAGAACAGUUCGUGGAAUGAUGUAUUAUAGGAAAGCUCUUAUGCUUCAGACCUAUUUGGAGAGAAUAAAUUCUGGAGAAGGAGCAGAUGUGGAGGGUGCAAUUUCCAGUAAUGACGCAACUGAUACUCGAGCGUUUGAGUUAUCUCCUGAAGCACGUGCUCAUGCUGACUUAAAGUUUACAUAUGUUGUAACAUGUCAAAUAUAUGGAAAACAGAAAGAAGGCCAAAAACCUGAGGCUGCAGAUAUAGCAAUGCUUAUGCAAAGAUAUGAGGCUCUUCGGGUUGCUUUUAUUGAUGAAGUUGAGACUUUGAAGGAUGGUAAAGUGCACAGAGAGUUCUAUUCAAAACUCGUAAAGGCUGAUAUCAAUGGGAAGGACAAGGAAAUCUACUCCAUAAAACUGCCUGGAAAUCCGAAACUUGGUGAAGGAAAACCGGAGAAUCAAAACCAUGCAAUUGUAUUUACUCGUGGAAAUGCAAUUCAGACAAUCGACAUGAAUCAGGAUAACUAUUUUGAGGAAGCUUUGAAGAUGAGAAACCUACUUGAAGAAUUCCAUACUGAUCAUGGUAUCCGUACGCCUACAAUUCUUGGCGUUAGAGAGCAUGUCUUUACAGGAAGUGUUUCUUCUUUAGCAUCAUUCAUGUCCAAUCAGGAAGCAAGCUUUGUAACUCUAGCUCAGCGUGUUCUUGCAAAUCCUCUGAAGGUCCGUAUGCAUUAUGGUCACCCUGAUGUGUUUGAUAGAGUGUUCCACCUAACUCGAGGUGGUAUUAGCAAGGCUUCUCGUGUAAUUAACAUUAGUGAAGAUAUCUUUGCAGGAUUCAACUCAACUUUACGCCAAGGAAAUGUGACUCACCACGAGUAUAUUCAGGUUGGCAAGGGACGAGAUGUUGGGCUCAAUCAAAUUGCUGUAUUUGAGGGGAAGGUUUCUGGUGGUAACGGUGAACAAGUUCUAAGUCGAGACGUAUACAGGCUUGGGCAGCAAUUUGAUUUUUUCCGGAUGCUGUCAUUUUAUUAUACCACCGUUGGCUACUAUUUUUGUACAAUGUUAACAGUGCUGAUGGUAUAUGUUUUUCUUUAUGGAAAAAUAUAUUUGGCAUUAUCUGGUGUUGAGUCAAGGUUGACGGACAUAGCUUUGGUGACAAAGAAUACAGCGCUGACUGCUGCUCUUAAUACCCAAUUUCUCAUCCAAAUUGGUAUCUUCACUGCAGUCCCAAUGAUUCUAGGCUUCAUCUUGGAACAAGGUUUCCUGAGGGCCAUAGUCAGUUUUCUCACAAUGCAGCUGCAGCUUUGUUCUGUCUACUUCACAUUCUCUUUGGGUACAAAAACUCAUUAUUUUGGCCGGACUAUUCUUCAUGGUGGUGCAAAGUAUCAAGCAACAGGCAGGGGAUUUGUAGUUCGUCACAUUAAAUUUUCAGAGAACUACAGGCUCUACUCUCGCAGUCAUUUUGUUAAAGGAUUGGAAGUAGUGCUUUUGUUGGUCGUGUACCUUGCCUAUGGCGAUAAUGAUGGGAGUGCUCUAACAUAUAUUCUUCUCACAGUGACCAGUUGGUUUAUGGCACUUUCUUGGCUCUUUGCUCCAUAUUUGUUCAAUCCGUCUGGUUUUGAGUGGCAGAAGAUUGUAGAGGAUUUUCGAGAUUGGACAAAUUGGCUUCUUUACAGAGGUGGAAUUGGAGUUAAGGGUGAAGAAAGCUGGGAAGCUUGGUGGGAGGAAGAACUGGCACAUAUUCGGACUUUUGGUGGUAGGAUUGCGGAGACAAUUUUGAGUCUGAGAUUCUUUAUCUUUCAGUAUGGCAUUGUCUACAAGCUAAAUGUGAAAGGAGACAGUACGUCAUUGACGGUGUAUGCCAUCUCAUGGGUGGUUCUGGCAGUGCUUAUACUCCUUUUCAAGGUGUUUACCUUCAGCCAGAAGAUAUCUGUUAACUUCCAGCUUGUGCUGCGUUUCAUUCAAGGUGUAUCCUUCUUGUUGGCACUUGCCGGUUUAGCAGUUGCAGUUAAAUUUACAGAUUUGUCAAUUGCAGACGUUUUUGCUUCGAUUUUAGCCUUUAUACCCACUGGGUGGGGAAUCCUUUCUAUUGCUAUAGCUUGGAAACCGUUGAUGAAAAAACUUCACCUGUGGAAGUCCAUUCGUUCCAUUGCCCUUCUAUAUGACGCCGGGAUGGGGAUGAUCAUAUUCAUACCCAUUGCAUUAUUCUCAUGGUUCCCAUUUGUAUCGACAUUCCAAACGCGGCUCAUGUUCAACCAGGCUUUCAGCCGAGGGUUGGAGAUCUCUCUCGUCCUUGCCGGAAACAACCCCAACACCGGAAUAUAGUCACCGAGUUUUUGUUCCCUUUGUGUAUCAUUUUAAGUAGCUUAUGUUCCCCGGUAAACGUAUGGGUAGCGUGUAAUCUUUUUGGUUCUUUGAUCUAGCUUGUCCACUAAUCGUUGUAAAUACUAGUGUAUAUCAUUGAUCGUGUCGCAUUUCGCCAUUCGGUUUAGUCGCUUGUGUGCCGCUUUGUGUACGAGGAAUGUAUACUGAUAAUAUAUACAGUUUUUAGCGACCAAACUAUCAAUGAUUUUCGAGAUUUUGUGGCUUGAA
Messenger RNA from Pyrus x bretschneideri (Chinese white pear), 6150 nucleotides. RefSeq names its product callose synthase 9. NCBI's taxonomy places the organism in Eukaryota, Viridiplantae, Streptophyta, Magnoliopsida, Rosales, Rosaceae. Gene Ontology annotation, molecular function: 1,3-beta-D-glucan synthase activity. Gene Ontology annotation, cellular component: plasma membrane; 1,3-beta-D-glucan synthase complex. Gene Ontology annotation, biological process: (1->3)-beta-D-glucan biosynthetic process. The record is from RefSeq and is a predicted model, not a curated record.